Colletotrichum siamense is the source of this 720-nucleotide messenger RNA. RefSeq lists its product as uncharacterized. The transcript is spliced from 3 exons. Lineage: Eukaryota; Fungi; Ascomycota; Sordariomycetes; Glomerellales; Glomerellaceae. The record is from RefSeq and is a predicted model, not a curated record. The coding region runs from base 1 to 720 and encodes 239 amino acids.
AUGAGCUUUGGCUUCGGCGUGGGUGAUUUCAUAGCGGUCUUCGACAAGGCAAAGAAGUACAAAGACCGCUUUAGAGACGCUCCAGAUCAUUUGGACUCUCUCAAUCGCGAAAUCACGGCACUUUGCGCAGUGCUCCAGGGCAUUGAUCUCAUCAAGGACGAUUUGGACGACUAUGAAACCCACGCCCUGGAGGCCCCUGUGAGGGAGUGUUCGAAGCUUCUGAACGAAAUCGAGAGUUUAUUCAAAGCCGAUGAUCAUUCGAGUCAGCAGUCUAAAGUCAGCAGGCUCAAGCGCAUCAAAUUAGACGUGGAUCAGGUACAGAAGCUCCGACUGAGAGUUUCGCUGAAUGUUCAGCUUCUACAUGUUGUAAAACAGUUCAAAGACAGCCAUGCCAUCAAAGUCAUUAGAGACCAAGUGAGUACUUUGAAAGACGACUCCGCGAACCAACAGAGACAAAAGAUUCUCGAGUGGCUUGACCGCGACAACUACUACCCACAAUACCGGAAGCACCUCGAACGAAGACAACAAGGCUCUUGUCAGUGGUUUCUAGAGUCAACCGGUGUUCAGACAUGGAUAGCCAACGAGGGCGAUGGUCUUCUAUGCCACGGUAUACCGGGUUGUGGCAAGACCGUCAUAUCAUCGAUUGUAAUCGAUCACCUGUUUCGGCAAUUUGGGCGCGAAAAAGAUAUCGGCAUAUUGUUCAUUUUCUGCGAUGCUUAG